Molecule: messenger RNA, 4522 nt
Organism: Hippoglossus stenolepis (Pacific halibut)
Lineage: Eukaryota; Metazoa; Chordata; Actinopteri; Pleuronectiformes; Pleuronectidae
Gene: grm6b
Product: glutamate receptor, metabotropic 6b
Exons: 11
Coding region: 516-3221 (901 amino acids)
Biological process (GO): G protein-coupled glutamate receptor signaling pathway; regulation of synaptic transmission, glutamatergic
Cellular component (GO): membrane
Molecular function (GO): adenylate cyclase inhibiting G protein-coupled glutamate receptor activity
Source: RefSeq, a predicted model, not a curated record
AGAGAGAGAGAGAGAGAGAGAGAGAGAGAGAGAGUGAGGGGGGAGUGCCUAGACAGAGAUGCACACAGAGAGAGAGUGAGAGUGAGUGAGAGUGAGAGGGAGAGGGAGAGAGCUUUUAAGGGAUUUGGCAGUGAUUUGUAGAAUCUCACUGCUAUAAUGUUGCGCUUUUUCUGCACUUUCCCCCGACUCUGCCACGAUACUAUACCCUAAAGCCUCAAAAGUCAGUCAAAUCACAACUACUUCUCCUGGGUUUUUUUCACUAUUGUUUUUGGUGUUGUGGUGAUUUUUGAGAGUGCAUUGAGAAGGCUGUCUGAGAUGUUAGAGGAUUUACUUUUUGGUGAGGAUAGAGGAGCCUUGCCUCUACAUAUAUAAUCACAUUUUUGGAACCAUGGAUAGAGGCCUGUGUGGAGGAGCUCGUGUGAUGGAUAAAAUCCAGACUGGUCGAUGAAGAAUGGGCAGGUGUCAAACGUAGAGGGAGUGGCCUGGUGCUGUCAGUACCUCUGCUGGUCAUCAUCAUGACAUCAGAGGACCGCUCUUCCCAUCAGUGCUCCUGGCUCGGGUCACUAUGUGGACACAGGAUGUGGGCUGGGCUGCUGUGGGUGCUGCUGCUGCUGGGUACCAUCCCCAGCUCGUGGGCUCAGCAGGGCGCCCAGCCCCAGUCCAUCAAAAUCGAGGGCGACAUCACCCUGGGCGGCCUGUUCCCGGUGCAUUCCCGAGGGCCUGCCGGGGUGCCCUGCGGGGAGGUUAAGAGAGAGAAGGGGAUCCACCGACUGGAGGCCAUGCUGUACGCUUUGGACCAGAUCAACAGUGACCCAGACCUGCUGCCCAACAUCACUCUGGGGGCCCGGAUCCUGGACACCUGCUCCAGAGACACCUACGCCCUGGAGCAGUCUCUCACCUUUGUCCAGGCCCUCAUCCAGAAGGACACCUCGGACGUUCGCUGCUCGAACGGAGAGCCCCCCAUCAUCCCCAAACCAGAGAGGGUGGUCGGGGUGAUCGGGGCAUCUGGCAGCGCGGUGUCCAUCAUGGUGGCCAAUGUGCUCAGACUGUUCUCGAUCCCCCAGAUCAGCUACGCCUCCACGGCUCCGGAGCUGAGCGACAAAAGCCGAUACGAGUUCUUCUCCCGCGUGGUGCCACCUGAUUCCUACCAGGCCCAGGCCAUGGUGGACAUCGUCAAAGCCAUGGGCUGGAACUACGUCUCCACGUUGGCCUCCGAGGGCAACUACGGAGAGAGUGGCGUAGAUGCCUUCCUCCAGAUAUCCAGAGAAGCAGGUGGGGUGUGCAUUGGACAGUCCAUAAAGAUUCCCAGAGAACCCAGACAUGGGGAGUUUGACAAAAUCAUCAAGAGACUGAUGGAAACCUCUAACGCUCGUGGGGUGAUAAUCUUUGCCAACGAGGAUGACAUCAAGCGGGUAUUGCAGGCUGCCAAAAUAGCCAACCUGACAGGACACUUUCUGUUUGUCGGCUCUGACAGUUGGGGGGCCAAAAGCUCCCCGAUUCAAGACCAGGAGGAGGUGGCAGAGGGCGCUGUCACCAUCCUUCCCAAAAGAGCCUCUAUUGAUGGCUUUGACCAGUACUUCAGUACGAGAUCUCUGGAAAACAACAGGAGAAACAUCUGGUUUGCAGAAUUCUGGGAGGAUGACUUCAAGUGCAAACUAACUCGCCCCGGUAUAAAAUAUGAACCUGGCAGAAGAAAAUGUACAGGGGAGGAAAGAAUCAGUCAAGACUCUCAGUACGAACAGGAGGGCAAGGUGCAGUUUGUGAUUGAUGCUGUGUAUGCCAUGGCCCACGCUUUACACAGCAUGCACAUAGACCUCUGCCCCGGCUUCAUGGGCGUCUGCGAGAAGAUGGACCCUGUGGAAGGACAAAUGCUCCUUCAAUAUAUCCACUCUGUCAGCUUCAACGGCAGCGCAGGAACUGGAGUCAUGUUCAAUGAGAAUGGAGAUGCUCCCGGUCGGUACGACAUCUUCCAGUACCAACUGUCUAAUGUCAGCAACCCCGGCUACAAGGAUAUUGGUCAAUGGACAAACCAACUCCGACUCAAUGCUGAGGAGAUGCAGUGGUCAGGUGGUGACCGCAAGGUCCCCGAAUCAGUGUGCAGUUUCCCCUGCGAGUCUGGUGAGAGGAAGAAAAUGGUGAAGGGCGUUCCCUGCUGCUGGCACUGUGAGUUCUGCGAUGGCUAUCAGUACCUUCUGGAUGAGUUCUCCUGUGACAUGUGCCCGUUUGACAUGAGGCCCUUCAAGAACCGCACUGGGUGCCGGGACACACCCAUUAUCAAGCUGGAGUGGAGCUCUCCCUGGGCCAUCAUCCCCGUCUUCCUGGCCAUCCUGGGCAUCCUGGCCACCACCGGAGUCAUUGUGACCUUCAUACGCUUUAACGACACGCCCAUUGUGCGGGCCUCGGGCAGAGAGCUCAGCUACGUGUUGCUGACAGGCAUCUUCCUCAUCUACCUCAUCACCUUCCUCAUGAUAGCUGAGCCCAGUGUGCCAGUGUGCGCCUUCCGCAGGCUGCUGUUGGGGCUUGGCAUGUGCAUCAGCUAUUCUGCCAUGCUCACCAAGACCAACCGGAUUUACCGCAUCUUCGAACAGGGCAAGAAGUCGGUCAGUCCUCCGAAAUUCAUCAGCCCCACCUCUCAGCUGAUUAUCACCUUUAUACUCAUCUCAGUACAGUUACUUGGGGUGUUCAUCUGGUUCGGUGUGAUGCCCCCCCACACCAUCAUCGACUACGAGGAGCAGAAGCCUCCAAACCCAGAGUUGGCCCGAGGAGUCCUUAAGUGUGACAUGUCCGACCUGUCCCUCAUCCUAUGUCUGAGCUACAGUAUCGUACUGAUGAUCACCUGCACGGUGUAUGCCAUUAAGAGUAGAGGAGUUCCUGAGACAUUCAAUGAGGCUAAGCCCAUUGGCUUCACCAUGUACACGACCUGCAUCGUCUGGCUGGCUUUCGUACCCAUCUUCUUUGGGACGGCACAGUCGACUGAGAAGAUGUUCAUCCAGACCACCACGCUGACGGUGUCCAUGAGCCUGAGCGCCACCGUGUCCCUGGGCAUGCUCUACAUCCCCAAGGUGUACGUCAUCAUCUUCCACCCGGAGCAGAACGUCCAGAAGAGAAAGCGCAGUUUCAAAGCCGUGGUGCAGGCGGCCACCGUGUCCACGCACCUCUCCCAGAAGUCCAACGACAAACCGAACGGAGAGUCCAAGAUAGUGCCGGACAGAUCCCAGUGAGACAAAGACAACACGAGUCCAUGUCUCAUCAUCUUCAAAACAAGCCCACAAUGUACUGGUUGAUGAUAAGUGAAGGAAAAAAAAAAAUCUGCGUCUACUCCUGUUGGCUGAAUUCAUUUGUUUCUUCUCCCCUCAGCUAUGGAUUGAAACACCAGCAAAAUAUGUUCUUGUUUUCUUUUCACACGUAGACUCCUCAGAACUACUGAAACUGGAAUGAAGCAUAAAAGGAAACAGAAACACUCACUCUGAGAAUGGACCACUUUUUAAUCAACAUUACAUGCGUGCUUAGUUUUAACUCUCCUUGGGAAAUGCUGUCUAGGAAAAAAGAAGUUGAGCUUAAACAGCGACCUUUGCCCUACAGGAAGAUGUACAUGUGUGUGGAGAAGCGUUGUUUGUAAUCUCUAAAAGCACUGCAUGGAUUGUGUGUUUUAUGUGAAUGUUUUUGAAAGAUUGUUUGUUUGUUUGUUUUUGGGGGGGGUCUCACAUUUUCUUCUGAUCGCACUGGAAGUUAGUAGCUUUUAAAAUGCACCAUCACCUCCUUUAACUAUUUCUGAUUAACUCCUGUCAGAGGGUAAAAUUCAUCACUGGACUCAAACCUGUGGCGGAAUUAUUCAAUAUCAAAUCUCCAGCACAACACAGUGUUUGUGUACGAUCAUUAUGGCACAGGCUGAUUCUCACAGUGGAAACAAUUAAUUCAGAGGUGAUUGUUAACAGGAUGUUUAUCUUCAGGUACUAAUACUUUUCCACAGAGGAAAACAAUGUUUGGCAUUUCCCCAUAUUGUCAAGCAAAGCUGCUCUGGCAGUUUGUGUGGCAGGAUGCCAAUCUAACAGACAAGCUGCUGUAGUGUUCAUGCAUGGGAACCUUGUCAGAAAGCUUCACUGCAUCGGUUGUAUUUGAUUUUGUGCCAUGAAAGCUUUUCUAAAUUCUCAUUUCUGCUAACAUUUUAAUACAUUUAGCAUGAGGUAAUUCCUAAAAUCUACAACAGUCCCUUUAUCUACCUGAUUAUAUUUUGCCGUGUUACUUCUGUUACUUCUGUUACUUGAUCACUAUGUACAACUCAGGUUUUUACUGAAGGUGUUUUGACAAACGUUUGUCUCGAGGAAUACCUUCUGUUCUGGUGCAGCCGUUUCAACCGUUUCCACAGGAGCAACUACAGCCAUCACCACGAGCGAUGCAUUUCCCCUCACGGUGCAGGACUUGGAUUCAUGUCCUCAUGUGAGAAAACACUGUUUGUACUGCCCUCUGCAGGAGCGCGCACCUCAGUGAAAUGUUUGUGAAUAAAAGCACAGCCAAGAGGGAA